Messenger RNA from Grosmannia clavigera kw1407, 5250 nucleotides. RefSeq names its product upf0183 domain containing protein. The coding region runs from base 1 to 5250 and encodes 1749 amino acids. The transcript has 4 exons. NCBI's taxonomy places the organism in Eukaryota, Fungi, Ascomycota, Sordariomycetes, Ophiostomatales, Ophiostomataceae. The record is from RefSeq and is a predicted model, not a curated record.
AUGAGUCAGCAAGUUGGCCUGACAACGAGGCACAGGCCAGCCAGCCUUCCCCUGGCCACUAGUGCCAACCCCACCGCUACUGCACUGAAGCCAGCACUGGGCGCCUCGCUCCAUGACGUGCUGACGCGUCUCAAGGCGGAGCCGCAGCGAUUUCCCAAGCUGGACCUGGCGUACUCGGCGACAAAUCCGGUGAGCGAGCCGGUGGUGCUAGGACUGCCGGCCAACGGGAUCCGACUGCGGUUUGACGGGCCAGAGCAGCGGCUACGACUGAUCGAGAUCCUCGACUUUGGCAAGAACCACAUCGUCUUCAAGGAGCACAACAAGGACCGCGACCUGGUCAAGCCGGCGGGCGAUCCGUCGGCGUCGACGGGCGGCCCGACCUUUCGACACAUCUACUCACGCUUCCUGGGGCCGACAUACGACGGCGAAUACGUCCGAGGGGCGACGGACGGCGAGGGCACGUACGUGCUGUCAUACCCGGGCGUGGCGUUUACGUUUCCGAUGGCGGCGGCGGCCUACGCGCCCGACAAGGACGUGGUGUCGCUGCUGUCGACGCCGACGAGCCUGGCGGCCGUCUCGAUGGCCGUCUUCAGCGGCGACUCGUGGGCCCAGGCGCGCGAGCACCUCUGGACCGAGGUGCUGCCGCCCAUCAAGACGUUUGCUCCGCUGGCCAAGGGCAAGGACAAGGACGCGGCGCCCGACGAGAUCUCGCUGGUGCGCGUGCACGGCGGCGGGCGACUGCAGCUCUUCCGGCGCUGGGCGACGACGGCGAGCAGCGCGUUCGGCAUCGCCCUAGGCGAGACCACACCGCAGGAGCUGGUGGCCGAGCUAGGGCCACCCGACGCCAUCUACCGCAAGAGCGACCAGCGGAUGUACAUCCACAAGAUCCGCACGGCCAGCAGCAGCCGGACGCGUGGUGGUGUGGGUGGCGGCCUCGCUGGUGGCCAUGUUGGCAGCCAUGGCGGCAGAGCUGGGACCGACGACCACCUGACGGACACGGACCAGUCGUCGUGCUUCUUCAAUUACUUCUACCUCGGCUUUGACGUGCUGGUGUCGACGCCGGGACCAUCGUCACGGAUGCCGCCAUCGCAGGCAGCGGCAUCAGGGGCAGGAGACACGGGCACGGAGUGGACAGAUGCGAGCAAUGGCGAGGGACAGCGGCCGCUGAGAACGGCCAUGGCCGACCGGCUGGUGGCGACCAAGAUGGUGCUCCACGGCAACGUGCCAGGGUCGUACCCGUUCAACCGACACCGGCGCUGUCGGUGGGAGAUUGCGUACAUUGAGGCGCGGGCACGGGCAGACUCGGAGACGCCGUUUCCGCAGAUGGAGGCAGCGCUACACGAGGAGUGGAAGACGAUCUACGGGUCGGACGAGGAGGCGCGGCAGCGGGAACGCGGCAUGGUGUUGAACCGGGGCUGGGGCGACAGUCCGGGCAGCAGCAUCGAGCUUCUGGGCGGCUGGGAGGGCCACAGUGGAGGGGCAAUGCGCGGCGUCAAGAGCGCGGAAGACUCGACGACGACGCUGUAUGGCUUUCCAGGGCUGGUAUUUGAGGUGCUUCGGAACGGCCGUCGAGGCCCGGCCUCCCGGGGUCGGUCCGGCCUUGCGCGAUCGGCCAGCAGCGGCACCAGCACCAGCUACCAGGCAGCGUCUUCUUCCACAACGCCACCGGCCACGGCCACCGGUACUCCGGCCAGCAACGACUCGCCCGGGCCCACGGCCAGCAUCUCGACUGUCUCGACUGCAUCGACUGCCCCUCACGAUGGGCCAUCGCCCCAGCGAAGCGGCACCCAUCGCUCGUCCCAUCACCGGCCGCACGCCCACCAGCGGCCUGGUGCCGGCGGCUUCUUGCUGCAGGGCCCUCUCGAUGGCCCAGCAGCAAGAAGCCGUCGGGACAAGGCCGCCAACAGGACGGCCGACAGCAUGGCAUCACUGCCCAGCGCUGAGCAUGCUGCCUCGCCCGAUCUCGACGCGGCCCAGAUCGUCAACAUGGCCCUGAACCUCCGCGAAUCCCGUCGGCUGCCGGCACGGCGAUCCGUCUCCUCGUACCAGGUCCCCCCCCGGUUGGCUCCGCUGCCGGACAGCAGCGUUGGCGGCAGCCUUCGACACCAGCUGCAGCAGCAGCGCCGCGUAUCGCGCAAUCUGUCACCGCGGCCGGACCGCGAUUCAAUCCCGGCUAUCUCUGUCUCGGCCUCGGCCGAGAACCAGACCCCCUUUGACACCUUCCAGGAGACUUCGUAUCGAUACCAUCCCUCUCAGUCGACGCUGGCUCGGGCACAAAAGGCCCGCAACCAUCUCGAACUCCUGGCCCAGCACCGACGGCUGCUGGCACUCCUCCCACCACUGACACCACCUCCACCGGCCUCGUCGGGUCAAGGCAGCAGCGGCAGCAAUACCAAUAACACCAACAACACCAACAGCAACAACAACAACAACAACAACAACAACAACAACAACAACAACAACAACAACAACAACAACAACAACAACAACAGCAACAGCAACAAUAACAGCAACAGCAACAAUAACAAUUACCGACCAUACAAUCCACUGCAGUACAUCCGCAACCGCAAGGUCCGGGCGCGGGAACGCAAGGCCAUCAACGGUCAGGCCCAGGGCUUCGGCUACGUGCUCAAGACGACGCAGUGGGUCGACGAAGUCGAGCGACAGGCAGGUCGAGCGGCUGACGAGGGACGCUCGCCUGACGGCGGCAUGUUGCUGCCCCCGUUUGCUAGCGCCGACGAGGCUGCUCAGCACAGCUCGUCCGGACCGGCAUCGCGCAUGAACACGGCAGCCGGCACGCGGGCCAAGCCCAAGCGGCCACCGGUCGACUGGAUCAUCGACCCGGCAGACAUGAUUGCAGACGUGUACUGGCUAGAGCAGGACGACAACAAGCGUCUGGUCGAAGACCGGCACUGGCACCGCGUCUUCCCGCAGGACGACGACACGUACAGGCCGCUGUCGGGUCGCACAGACGAGUCGAGCCUCGGAGUAGACCUGCCGGAAAAGAUGGACCUGGCCCUCGACGAGGCCGACAUGCACGGCGGACCACCGGGAGCGAAACCGGGGGUGCCGUUGUUGCCGUCGCCUUCACACGAGCCAGAGGUCGGAUCGGCACGCGAGCGAGCACGGCAGAAGCUGCGCGAGCUCAAGGGGCUGCACCAGCGCCACAACAACUCGGUGCACGGCGACCUGUUCCUGGCCCAGCACGGCAGCUCGUUUACGGAAUCGUCAGACUCGGAGAGUGAUCGACGCAGACAGGCCAACCGGCUGCGGUCCGACACGGUCACGGCUACGGGGGCUGAGAUGCUGCGGCGCCAGAUGGUCGACCGACUGGCACAGGAGCAGCGCGAGCGAGACGAGGGAUCGAGCUCACUCUCGCCGCUGCCCAGCCACAGCAGACGGGCAUCGGAGGUCGACAUGGCCGCGGCGACAGGGCGGGCGAGCCUGGAGGUACCAGGUGGCGGGCGGCCACUGUUGGUCGACUACGACUCGUCGCAACCAGCAUCGCCAGAGAUGCGGCCCAUCUCACGAGAAGGACUGGGCUUUGUACCGGCACUGGGCGGCGAUCUGUCGCCGGUACCAAGCCGCACGGCCUCGCCACCACGUCACCGGUUCAGCAAGGUUCGAAGCAUGUUCCGAGACCACAGCCGGGAGCAUGGCGGAGGAAUGGAGGAGACAGUGCGGGAGGAAGAGAGCGAGACGACGAUGCUGGGGCCUAACGACGCGGCGGGCGAGACGUCAGAGACGCCACUGGCCGAUCUGACACCGACGACGACAGCGGAAGCGGUGCCGACGAUCGAGCUGAGUCCGACAGGGCUACGGGCGUUUCUGCGAGGCGGUCCUCGGAUCGAUGCGGUGAUCCGGAACGGCAUGUCCAAGAUGAGCGGCAUGCUGUGGCGGCGUGAAGCAGCCGACACGACAGCCGAAGGACUGUCGUCGUGCACAUCGUCAUCGGACGAGGAGAGCGACGCCGAGGCCGAGGCGCUGUCGCGAGGCCGGUCACGAAGCAAGGCCGGUAGCCGGCUGCUAUCACGGUCACCAUCGCAAGCAGGCAUGGGAGCAGACGGAGCGGGUGCCGAGAAGGAGAAGCCGGGGACGAAACACUACCUCGACAUCAUGCCGCGAUUUGCGCGGAGCGAGAGCAGCACGAGCAUCGCAGGCGGAGGCGACCAGGGACAUCAGCUGCUGCAGGUGCCCAGCGCUUCGACGGCCGAUGCGAUCUCGCGGCCGGCCAGUCAGCAGUCGGCGCGCUUUGAGCGGCUCAAACCACCACGGAUCGACAUCCAGGCGGCAUCGCCAUCGGACAGCGUGGCUGACCAGCUGCAGCUGCUGGGGAUGGACGAGCAGCAGGGCUGGCACGAGUCGGACCAGUCGGAGAGCGAGUCGCGGUCACGGCCAGAUGGUGGUGUGGGUGUGGGUGAAUGGUCGGAGACGCAGACACGGCAGCGGGCGGUGUCGUCCAGCGGGCGCUCGCCACUCUGUCGGCGGGAGCUGGCACGGGUGCGGGCCUCGCUGCUGAGCUCAGCCGUGGUGGCCAACGAGCUGUCGCGGCGGGCGAAGCAGCGACGGGUCCUGACCGAAGAUGGAUGCGCGGUGAAGACGAUGGAGGGGAGUCAGCAGGCAGAUGAGGCGAUUAGUCAGCAGACGAAAGACGAGGACGAAAGCAGCAGCAGCAGCAGGCAGCCGAAAACGCCCUCGAGCAUCGUGGUCGCGCGAGGCAGCGACGGGACCGUGCUGACAUGGGCGGACGUGGCGGCGUUUGGAUGUUCGGAGGCGGCAGCGACAGAGCUGGCGCGACGGCCGGUGGCGCCGAUGGAGCUGUACCCGCUGGCGGCGCAGGUGAUGGGAGCGGCCGUGCAGCGAAGCGGACAGGCGUGGCAGGAGACAGCUGAAGUGUUUGGAGGGACGCGAGCAGAGGCGCUGCGACGACGGGCGGACGAGCUGCGGACGCGGGUAGCGAUCGGGCUGUCGGGGCUGGCGUCGCAGGCAGCCGACGAGGCGGACGAGGUCAGCCGCGAGCUCGCCGACGUCCGACGUCUGCAGGUCAAGCGGCUCGACGACGCCAUCGAUGCGAUGCUGCGGCGACGGCGGCGACGGUUCCGAUGGGUUCGGCGGGCCGGCUGGCUGACGGUCGAGUGGGUCCUCGUCGGCUUCAUGUGGUACGUCUGGUUCGUCGUCAUGCUGGCACGGGUCGUGCUGGGGGCGUUCCGGGGGGUCGCCGUCGGGAUCCGAUGGCUGUUGUGGUUGUAG